Dermatophagoides farinae (American house dust mite) is the source of this 1590-nucleotide messenger RNA. Lineage: Eukaryota; Metazoa; Arthropoda; Arachnida; Sarcoptiformes; Pyroglyphidae. The record is from RefSeq and is a predicted model, not a curated record.
UAUAACAAAACAACAUGAAUUUUCACUUAUUUAAGCCAUCCAUUGAAAAUGCCGAAAUCAAGUUUUGCAUCCGGCGUGGUUUUGAAAUAUUUAAAUUUUAUAAUUUACGAAUCAAUUAUGAUCUGUUUGAUUAUCAACAACGAAAAAUUUCAUGGACAUAUUCAACGAUCAAACCAGCCAUUUGGAUCACAUUGAAUGGAUGGAUUUCUAUCGUAUUUCUUGUCUGUUUGAUUAUUUGGCCACACAAUGAUUACGUUAUCAGUAUUGAUACAUUCGACAAAAUUAUCGGAUCCAAAAGAAACGAUUUCAUAGUAAUCGAAAUGAUCAUUGUAUUUAUUCUACAUGACUAUUUAUGGUAUCAUUUUUUGCUCGAGGUUAUACACUACAAAUCAUCGAUGAAUGAUUUUUUCAUCAAUAAUUGGCAAUAUGAUGAUCAACAAUUGGCACCGCAAUACCGAAAUUAUCUAAUUCAAUUCUUUCGAAAAUCACAGUUUAUGGCUGUUAUUUUCCUUCGAUGUUUUAUCAUUGGAUUGUUGGCUAUUCAAUUCAUUUUCAGCUAUUUUUCUUUCGAUUUCUUUAAAUACCAUCAGAUUACUUUGACUCAAUUGAUAUUGUCAUCAACAUUGUUUUUUUCAUACAUUAUUCAAUGCAUCUAUUUGAUUAGCGAUGCAUUCAUGUCCAUAAGUUUCAUUGUAUUUAACAUGGAAUUCUUUAUUGUCCGGCUUAAACAAUUAUCCAGCAAAUCGGCUUUAAUAUUACAAAAUCCAUUUCAAUCUUCAAUCAGAGAACGAAAAUUGUUUUGGUAUAAAUUUCAUUCCGAAUAUGUAGCUCUUUACAGCGAAACGGCCAAAAUCAAUUUAACAGCGCGUAGUGUUUUAUUCUUCAUUGAAUUACUGUCCAAAUCUGCUGUAGUAAUUUGUUUAUUAUUCAUUAGUCAACAAACCAAAAUGAAUGUACAGAAUACAAUUGUCCCAUUGGCAUUCAUGUCAACAUUUUCUCUAGUGAACAUCCUCUAUUUCCGUGUAGCUCAUAUGCCAUCAUAUAAUCGAAUUUGUUGGCUAUCGAUUCACCGUUGGAUUGCUCGAACACAAUGGUUGAGUAUGGAAAGAAAAAAAUUCCACAAUAGAUUGCCUUUACGACAUUCACUUAAAUCAUGUCUAUUCGUACAAACGAUGACCAGCAAUCAAUUCGGUUUCACUUGUGGCCGAAUGUUUUUCAUAACCAAAUUCAAAUACAUUCAAUUGUUUAUCAUGAAUUUUCAUAUGGCCAUCAAAUUUUAUAAGAAAAUUUGCCUAACAAAAAUCCAUUAACAUCAUGAUCUGACCAAGCUUUGUUUUGUCUAUCAGUUAUCAAUCGAAUUUGAAUUCGAGAAUUUAUAUAAAUAAACAAUUUGUGAAACAAGUCAGAUCAUUCCAAUGGUCAGUCUGACCAUGAUGACCCAAUUACCCAGAACAAAAUUUGACCAAUUGAUUUUGUUUAUUUUUGUUUUAAUUUGUAUCAAUUAAUAAGAACGAUGAUCACAAUGGUAAAUGACAAAGAUUUUCCCAAUAUAUACGGAGAUUCUAUACAUAGGGCACUGUGUGUGUGUGU